Aspergillus caelatus is the source of this 1660-nucleotide messenger RNA. It is a transcript of the gene chi3, whose product is annotated as putative class III chitinase. Gene Ontology annotation, cellular component: extracellular region. The record is from RefSeq and is a predicted model, not a curated record. Bases 118 to 1467 code for a protein of 449 amino acids. The transcript is spliced from 5 exons. Gene Ontology annotation, biological process: carbohydrate metabolic process; chitin catabolic process. NCBI's taxonomy places the organism in Eukaryota, Fungi, Ascomycota, Eurotiomycetes, Eurotiales, Aspergillaceae. Gene Ontology annotation, molecular function: chitin binding; chitinase activity.
AAAAGCCUUACCGCAAGAUGUAUAAUAAGGACCAACAUUCCUACAUGUAGAGCUGUACUCAACCUCAACGCCAGGUCUUUUAAGCCGGUUAGCUAUUGCGUUUCAUGAUACCCCACCAUGCCUUAUUCAAAGACUGUUGCACUCUUCACGCUUGCUCUGGCUUCUUUCAAAGGCGCGCUGGCCGCGUUGAACUUGAACAGUAAUAACAACAUUGCUGCUUACUGGGGCCAGAAUUCCUAUGGACAGUCUACCGGUCCAUAUGUUCAACAGCGUCUGUCGUAUUACUGCAGGACUACGGGCAUAGAUGUAUACCAGAUCUCCUUCCUGACUAGGAUCAAUGGGGCCGGUGGUGUCCCCGAAGUCAAUUUCGCAAACGCUGGCGAUAACUGCACCACGUUUUCAGGGACUCAACUUUUAGAUUGUCCCCAAAUUGCUGAGGACAUCAAGGAAUGCCAGUCGCUCGGACGGACGAUCCUCCUUUCGAUCGGAGGAGCCACUUACAACGAAGGAGGCUUUUCCAGCGAAGCAGCCGCAGCUGCCGGUGCCAAGAUGAUCUGGGAGACAUUCGGGCCUGUUUCUAAUUCCUCUGUGAAACGACCGUUCGGAGACGCAGUAGUUGACGGCUUCGACCUCGACUUCGAGGCAACUGUCAACAACAUGCCGGCCUUUGCUAACCAAUUGCGAUCAUAUUACGGAAGCGAUACCUCAAAGAAAUACUACACCACAGCAGCACCGCAGUGUCCCUACCCAGACGCCGCGGAUGGUCCUAUGCUCAAUGGCGCUGUGUACUUCGAUGCGAUAUGGAUUCAGUUCUACAACAACUAUUGCGGACUUCAGGCAUUUGUCCCCGGUAGCGCAGCACAAUAUAACUUCAACUUCGAUGUCUGGGACAGAUGGGCUCGUGAAACCUCUCUAAACAAAAACGCCAAAGUCUUUCUCGGUGUUCCUGGAAACAAGGGUGCAGCAGGGACUGGGUACCAGCCUAUAUCAACCGUUACCGAGAUCAUCAACUACGUGAAACAGUUCAGCAGUUUUGGAGGAGUCAUGGUAUGGGAUGCGAGUCAGGUUUACGCCAAUAGCGGCUUUCUCUCAGGACUCAGGUCAGCCUUGGGUGGUGGAGCUCCUCCAACUUCGACGACAAGCUCGACUACGACAUCAAAGACGACCUCAACUACCCCUACGACAAAGACUAUAUCUACAAGUACCACGUUGACCACCACGAAAUCCUCCACAGCUAGUCCGACAUCCAGUAAGCCAUCCGUAGCACCCACCUCAACUGUGUGUCCGAUUGAUGGGGAAGAAUGUCCGACUAGUGGAGUAUUUUCUUGCAAUGGAAAUCAGUUCGGUAUUUGCGACAAUGAGAGGUGGGUGAUGCAGCCAUGUCCUGCUGGGUUGGUUUGUGCCCAGAGCAAUUCCGGCGUAUAUUGCGACUUCCCUGGAUCGGCUGGUGUCGUGCCCUGUUCUUGAGACGCUAUGCUGCGUGUGUGUACAUGCUCUUUUCUAGCCACUUGGACAUCCUCGGACCAGGUUAUGGAGAGAUAGAAUGUUCUACAUGAUAAGGCUAUAGCAACACGGACUUGUACAUUCAACUAGUGAGAGCCCUUACAGAAACACAUCUCGCUAGGGAUUCUCCCAGUCAAUUACAACCAGCGCAGUUGCU